Molecule: messenger RNA, 894 nt
Organism: Salvia splendens (bonfire salvia)
Lineage: Eukaryota; Viridiplantae; Streptophyta; Magnoliopsida; Lamiales; Lamiaceae
Exons: 2
Coding region: 97-894 (265 amino acids)
Source: RefSeq, a predicted model, not a curated record
GAUGGAGUGAUCAGAAAUACAGAAAGACCUUCCAAAGAUCAAGUUAAUGCAUUCCUUAAUGGUAAGUGUAGCUUCAUCUCCUUCUAGUCUAGACAUAUGCCAUCAAUUUGCAUCAUUGUUCUUGAUUUUUUUAUGCAGGAUUCAAUCUCAGAGAAUGAGACAUUCUCAAAUGUAGCAGAUGAUUUUCCAUCUAGUCCCACAUUAGACAUGAGUGACAACAACACAAAUCAAGAAGAAUAUCAAAGCCCGGUUUCGGUCCUCGACCAGUUCUUCGCAGAAGACCCCAGCAGUCCAUCGAACAUGCCGUUUCAAUCAGCUCGAGGAACCCUGAAACUGAGGCGCCUUCACUUUGAGGAGCACAAAUUAGUAUUUCCCUCACAAGUCAUACUAACGGAAUACGAUCCAUGCAAACACGAUCAAGACCACACGAUCUCCAACUAUGUGCGUUUGAUACUUGAAGCUUCGUCUCAAAACUGGGAUCAGCUCUCAGCAAUGAGGCUACUUUCCCAACAUCUGCUUCAUCCAUCCUUGUUAGAUCAAGCCCAGUUUCUGCAGUUCGACCCUCAUUUCGACACUAAGCUUCUCUUUGAUCACAUCAACUUUUUAUCUCCAUAUUGGCCAGCAUUUGCAAAGCCAAGAAUCUGUUAUUUUCCACUGGAAGCAGCUGUAGUUGAUGAGAUCAAGAGAGAUGCUCAGUUCUAUCUGCUUCCUCAAACACAGACAAGGACCUUAAACCAGAUUGUUGCCCAAGAUUAUCGGGCCAUCAAUCGUGGCCAGAUGUUCGUCCCCGAAAAAGAGCAGAUCAUCCUUCACAUAUCAGAAUAUAUUCUGGAGGAAUCAGUUCUUGAUGUAAUACUAGUGAGCUUAGCUCUUGAAUUAGAAGUAAAUUUAUAG